CAUAUCAAAUUGUCUCUUAUGUGAUUUUAAUCUAAAAUUCAAUCAGUUUGCACCAAAGAAAGGGUACUACUCAGAAACAUUCCAUGUUCAAAUGCUUAUUUCUCCUCAUCUAACUGUUUCAUUUAUUGUUGCUAUAUCAUGUCUUGCAUCAGCAUUCUCUACCCUAUUCGUAACGGAGGGGGUGGGCGAGGUGAAAAAAACGGUGGAAAUGGAGACAAAAACUCCAAAAACGGAGGAAAGCAACGUCGGUGACCAUGUGGUAGUGGAAACUAUACCAUUCUUCACAAAUGUAAUCUCAAAAGUUGAAGAUGCGAUGAAUCUCACACCGUUAAAAGUAGCAACUAUCAUAUCAGCCCAACAUCUGAUUGACUCUGUAAACAACAUCCCGGUCUCAGGCAACCUUCCGCAAGACAAUCUCAACAUGCUGACUAACAUUGUUGAGGAGUUCAACAAAACAACACAAAUAAUCAAACUCACUGCAGAAUAUGUCAAUAUAUCAAGUCAUUAUGUGUUGAACUCCUUAAAUCAAUUGGCGAAAGAGAAUUGUGACAAAGAUUAUAUCGCAACUACUAUGAAAUCUAUCAACGCUAAUUUCUUGAACAUAAUUUCAAACAACGUGAAAGUUGCUGUGAGAGAAAUAACAGAGAAAACCGCACACAGGGAAAUGACAGGUACUGAUGUACUUGUGUCUUCAGCUUACCACAUUGUUCAAGCUUUCCACGAGAUGACAAGUCAAGUGAUGUCUUUGAACAUAGACAACUCUAAAUGUGACCUUCCAAAAACACCACAGAACAGUGAUGAGAUCAUCAUAAUCGAUCUGGAUAAGAAAUCAGGUAGUGCCAAACACGAUGGAAAACAUCAAUCAAUUAAAAAGGAUAAGGCAUUACAUGACAACAAACCAACUUUUACAUUCACCAAUCAUGUGAGCUUGGAUGAUACUUUAACUAUCAAGAAUAAUGACGAAAACACAGAUUUGACCAUUGAAAUCAACCCUCAUGAACCAUUGACCUUCAACAAUAAAGAUAAGGAAUCUGCGAAUCAGCAAGUGGAGAUUCCACAAAGUCUUAGGGUAGCUUUCCUCCCUGAAACAAAAACUACAGAAGUUGGAGAUAAUCAAGAUGAGUUUUUGAAGUUAGGAUCAAAGAAAUAUGAUGAUAAACUAACAAAGAAGAAUCUCCAAAAUCACGGUCUUAAUGAUUUUCUAUCCAUCAACGCUGAAAAUCCUAAAGAGGGACCAUCCGUUGGACUAUUUUCUUCCAAAGAUACAGAAAAUGCUGAAAAUAAAAAGGUGCAGAGUGAAUCAAAUAAAAAUGACCAGCAAAAACUAGAAAGUUUGAAUGUGUAUUAUUAUCCAUUCAAAACAGUUACCCUAAAUAGUCAAAAUGAAAACCACUUGCCAAACUACCUACAGGUACCGCCCAUUGUAAACAAACAUUAUAUUCCCCAAAACUUGAAAACCGAAUCAAAACAUGACACACAUCUGCAAACAUUAAAAGAAAUUAUUGCACCAUUCAAAACAUUCUCCCUUUUUGGAAAUUCAAAUUUUUGGAAUAACAAGAAUAUGAAACCACAACAAAAACAAGAAGACAAAAAAUCAGAAGGAUCUCAAACAAAUUUUAAAAACUUUGAUGAUACUCUGACGAUUGAAAACCUCAAUAGGCAAGACUUGACAGAAGAAGUAUUUUCUCCAGAAGCUUUUGAGCAACAAGGAAAAUAUUUAUCAUCCGGGCAGAAAAAAAGUUAUGUGUCUAAUGUGGACACAAUAAAAUCCUACCCCAGCACAAAAUGGAUGCUUGGAGGUUUCAAAAAUGGCAAUUUAAAACACCAGAGGCACCAUAACCAUUUAAAUAAUAAAAAUAAAAUAAAUUAUCUUGAUAGAGAACUAGCAUCUUCAGCAGAUGGAAAAAUUACAAAAACUAAAUUAAAUGUGCAUGAUGGAUCAACUGUGUUGAUGCCUUGGGACAAACGAUUCUCUGGAAACCAGCAUGCAUCACUGAAAAGACAACAGGAAAAACCAAGAUUAUGUAGCGAAAGAGUUGAACCCAUUUGUGGAGUUGAUAGAAAAAGAACAAAUUUUAUUAUAUUCAUCAAUGACUGUGAGCGAAAGAAUCACAACAUUUUGUAUAAAACAAAUUUUCAAUCUGAAAAUAUGGACACAUGCGUAGGAUUCCUUCUGAAGCAUUCAUCAGGCAAACCAACAAAGUAUGUGAAUAUUAUUCCACAAAAAUGAAUAUACUUGACAAGACAAGCUGUUUCGGGAAAUUCAAGUAAAUUAACUUACAUUCCACUUUCACAUGUAAUAAAAUUAUUAAAGCAAAUUUUUAAUAAACUUAA
Molecule: messenger RNA, 2334 nt
Organism: Macrosteles quadrilineatus (aster leafhopper)
Lineage: Eukaryota; Metazoa; Arthropoda; Insecta; Hemiptera; Cicadellidae
Exons: 3
Coding region: 92-2230 (712 amino acids)
Source: RefSeq, a predicted model, not a curated record